Messenger RNA from Oxyura jamaicensis (ruddy duck), 742 nucleotides. It is a transcript of the gene LSM10, whose product is annotated as LSM10, U7 small nuclear RNA associated. The record is from RefSeq and is a predicted model, not a curated record. Lineage: Eukaryota; Metazoa; Chordata; Aves; Anseriformes; Anatidae. The transcript has 2 exons. Gene Ontology annotation, biological process: mRNA 3'-end processing by stem-loop binding and cleavage. Gene Ontology annotation, molecular function: U7 snRNA binding; histone pre-mRNA DCP binding. Gene Ontology annotation, cellular component: nuclear body; cytoplasmic U snRNP body. The coding region runs from base 165 to 536 and encodes 123 amino acids.
GGGGGGGGGCGAGGGAGGGACGGAGGGAGGGAAGGAGGGCGCUGGGAGGAGGCACCGAGCGCCGGGGGGGGCGCACGAGGAGCGGGAGCGGCCGGGGGCGGCGUGGGGAGCCCUUGGGUGCCGGCGGGGCACAGCGCGGCAUCUCCCUGCCCCUCAGCCGCGCCAUGGAGGUCAGCCACUCGGUCAAGGAGCGCACCAUCGCCGAGAACAGCCUGGUCAUCCUGCUGCAGGGCCUGCACGGCCACGUCACCACCGUGGACCUCCGCGACGAGAGCACGGCCACGGGGCGCGUCACCAACGUGGACGCCUUCAUGAACAUGCGCCUGGCCGAGGUCACCUUCACCGACCGGCGGGGGGCCGAGUCCCACCUGGACGAGCUGUUUGUGACCGGCAGGAACGUGCGCUACGUCCACAUCCCCGACCAGGUGGACAUAAGGGCCACCAUCGAGCGGCAGCUGGAGCUCAUCCACCGCGUCCGCUACUUCGGCGGCCGCGACAAGGGCCGCAGGGAGUUCCCCCGCGCCAAGCACAAGUGAGCGCCCUGCUGCCCGACACGGACCUGGGGAACUGGAGGGACAGGGGGACCGCGUCCACACCUUGGCCAGGGACCGUGGGGCGUGAGGGUAUUGAAUGACGAGCCAUUAAUUGGGGUGUGGGGCUGUGUAAUGAAUGUCGGUGAUUGAUGCACUGCUCCUGGGUGUUGAUGGUCCCCAGCCCCCAAACAAAGCCCUUUUGGCCACCA